Paramecium tetraurelia is the source of this 3264-nucleotide messenger RNA. RefSeq lists its product as uncharacterized. Lineage: Eukaryota; Ciliophora; Oligohymenophorea; Peniculida; Parameciidae. The record is from RefSeq and is a predicted model, not a curated record. The transcript has 2 exons.
AUGUUCCUGCUCAUUUAUAUUUAUAAUGCAUUUGCCCUUUUAGAUUGCUAAUAAUAAUAUUUAGAUUGUUUUAAUCAGGAUAAUUGCAUUAUAAAAGACUGUGAAGCAUAGCUAUUCGUAUAAACUGCUUGGACCUUUCAAAAUAUUACUAUGACGAAUGUUGUCUUUAACAUUGUUAAUCAUUAAUCCUCAGUUGAGAAGUACUCCUUAAAAAGCUAAAUUAUGACUAUAUAAUCUUCGACAUUUUAGUAAAAUAUAGGGGAGAACUUAGUAGAUUUAGCAUUUCAAGGAUAACAAAUAGUCUUCUAAGAUGUAGUAUUUGUUUAUUUUGAUAAAGUUUAAUUUAAAGCAGAAAACUUAUUAUUGUAGGAUGUUAGAAUGAAUACGAAUAUUUUAAUGAUCUAUUCUGAUUAUGUUGAAUUGGAACACUCUUUAUUAUAAUGCCAUGUUUAAAAAUGUCUAGGAGCUGAUUGCUUAUGUAAUUAAGGAUAUUGUAAUUCGAGUUCGAUCAGAGACAUUAAAUCUUUUUAGAGAAUUCCAAUUAAUUUAGAUGACAAUUUCACUCUUGGGAUUGCCUCAAAUGAAGUACAUCUACAGAAUACAUCACUAUAUGGAAGUAGUAUUGGUAUUUAUGCCAAUCUAUCCAAUAUAACAAUAGAUUCAAAGUCUAUAGUUUAUACGUCUGGUUUAGGAUGUAAAGAAUAAUAAGGAUACGGUUGUGGGUUCUAUGAUUGGAUGCUAUCAUAUACUCUUAAAUGUGGGUCAUCUGGCGGUAGUUACGGUGGUUUGGGUGGAAAACCAACAUCAGAAGUGAAUGACUUUAAUGAAUAAUGUCAAAAUUUAGUGCCAAGAUAAGCUUAUGGCGAUCCAUUCAAUCCCUUAUUUGAAGGUUCAGGCGGAGGAGGAAAUUACUUCGGAGGAUAUGGUGGUGGAGUCAUCUAUUUUUAGAGUGUGAACAUUAUAUUAGAUGGAGUUAUUGAAGCUAAUGGGGGAGCAUCUUAGAGAGAUGACGGAAUUAUUUAUGGUGGAGGUUCUGGAGGAUCGAUUUAAUUGAGAGGGAGAUUAUUUGGAAGAGGAGUUGUGUCAGCAGAGGGAGGUUAAGGAUCAACAAUAAGUGGAACAGGAAGUGGAGGGAGAAUAUAUAUUGAAGACCUCAUGAAUCAUAAUUUAAUAAUAAAGGCAGGGGUAAAUUCGUUAUAAGGAUCAAUUUAUUACAAAGAAUGUCCUUAAGGUUUUGGAUUAGAUAAAAUAAAAUCAAGGUGUUUUUAAUGUCCAUCGGGAUAUUACACUUACCUAUCGAGUGUUGGAGAAUGCAAAAGAUGCAUCAAUUAUGAUGAAGAUGUCCAUCUUUAUGAAUUAUCGACUAGCCCUAUAUGUAAAAUCCACUCUUGCAAACCUGGAAAAAUCCUUGAUAAAUAACAGUGUGUUGUAUAUAAUUUUGUCAGACAAUCUGGAGGUGAGAUUGUACUUUUUAGUAUUAUAUUCUGUAUUGGAUUGUUGGUCAUAAAUUUUAUUUUAUUCCUUUGCUUACGAUAGAGAACUUCUAAUAAUAGGCUACAUGAUUCUGCUAUAAUAUCAUUAACAGAAAUUCAAGAGAAUCCAAAUCUAUACGAAGCAGCAUCUGAAGAUCCCCAGUUCUUGCCUGAAGAUCUUCCCUACUAUGUUAAACGACUAUAUGUUUAAGGGAAUAACACUCCAAAUACUCCUUGGCAUUUACCUCCUCAUACUCAAUUGGAUUAAUAUUAUAUCAAUAAAGUAGUUGAGAAUAUCAACGCUAUUGGAAAAUAUUCAAACUUUUAAUAAGUUUCCUUAGUGUUCUUAAAAAUUUGGUAUUUUCCAUUUUAUUUUAUAUUGUUAAAGUACUACUAAAAGAAGAAAUCUUAAUAGAUCCUAACCUUUAUGCAAAAAAAUAAUAAAUUUAAAAUUUAUUGUCUAAAAAUAUCCUAUAGUUCAGAUUACACUUUAGCAUAUAUUGAUGUCUUAAAUUAUAAUAAUAAUAUACUGGAUUGGAAUAAAUCAACUCAAUUUCUAAUCUCUUUGGUUUUGUAAGGCGACGGAGAUUUCUUAUUUCCUUGGCAAAUCAAUUUAAAAGAUCCUUUAGUAAAAUCCAUGAAGAUGUCUUUUGAAAAACAGAAGAUCUUUAUGCCAAUAGAUGAUGAAGAGUCAGAUGAAUUAUUAUCUGAAAAUGAAGAAGAGGAGAUACAUACAUUCGAUGAUUUCAUAACAAAAUUCAACUUAUUAAUGUUGUAAAUAGAUACAAGAAAGGGAAAUGCAGAAUUCAUUAAAAAUUGUUUUUCUUUAUUUGAAUUCAUAGAUGAAAGCAAUAGUGAGAUUUUCAAUAAAAAACAAAUUUUAUUGGAUAUCUGUUUUCACAUUUUAGGAAUCCAAUAGUCCUCCUUGAUUAUAUUGACUACAUAGAAGCUUCUCGAUUUCUAAUAAACUUUGAGGGAACUUCAUUAUAUUGUGAAUUACAAAUCAGAAUACUAGAUCAAGGUGUCAGUCAACUUUGAAAAGUAAGAUUUUAAUGUCAAGAGAUAUUACGAUAAUUAAAUUAUAAUCAAUACAAUCAACGAUAUCAAUAAAUAAAUAACAACAUAUCAAAGAUAUGAGGAAGACAAAGAAGAAUUGAACAAUCUCAAAAUGUAAAUGUAAAGAAAAAUAGAAGCUGAUGGAAUACUCACCCCCUUAAUAACUUAAAAGUUUGAUAUGGAGGAAGAGGAAGAUAAUACUUUAUAAAAAACAAAUAUGUGUAAUAUGUGGUGGCUUAGAGUUAAAAGAGCUAUUACGAUUACAUUCGCUUACUUCUUAAGAUAUCGAGACUUCAAAAAUGAGAGAAUGCUGACUUCAGCUUUGGUUAUUCUGUGCAUAAUUUAAAUUCCACUUUUUGUGAUCUAUUUAUUAGAAUUGAUAGUUGAUGUUUUAGAUAGUACGAUUUUAGAGGAAAAAUACAUUUAUAAUUUGUAAAUUAUUGAAACCAUAAUGUAAAUAUCUUUGUUUCCCUUCUCUUAGCUGAUAACUGAAUUAGCAUUGGUGAUUUGGUUGUUGAAUCCUCAAAAGAAGUACUUCGGUAAGAACUUUUUAAUCUUUAAUUUCUGUUCCACCAUUAAUGAUAUGAUUUUGUCUUUGUUUGCCAUAAUAGAAUUUGCAAUAAUAGCCAUCUAAAAUUUAGGUUCAGAAUAUUACUUCUUUGCUUCAAUUAAGCUAAUUCUAUUUCUGAUCCAAAUCGUACAAGGCUAUUUAGGGACUAAAUAUUUAACACUCUGA